Messenger RNA from Gilbertella persicaria, 1083 nucleotides. RefSeq lists its product as uncharacterized. The transcript is spliced from 2 exons. Gene Ontology annotation, biological process: regulation of transcription by RNA polymerase II. Bases 13 to 618 code for a protein of 201 amino acids. The record is from RefSeq and is a predicted model, not a curated record. Gene Ontology annotation, molecular function: RNA polymerase II cis-regulatory region sequence-specific DNA binding; DNA-binding transcription factor activity, RNA polymerase II-specific. Gene Ontology annotation, cellular component: nucleus. NCBI's taxonomy places the organism in Eukaryota, Fungi, Mucoromycota, Mucoromycetes, Mucorales, Choanephoraceae.
UUUUGCUCAAUUAUGUCUUCCAAUAUUUUAUCUAGUCUUCCUUCAGACAAAAAAUACAUUGACGACCGAAAGAUAUACAACUGUGAUAAAUGUCAGAAAUAUUUUACUCGGCCCAGCGCAUUGCAAACACAUAUGUAUACCCACACAGGGGAAAAACCUCAUGUAUGCGAUAUGCCUGGAUGCGGUAGGCGUUUCGCCGUCGUCAGUAAUUUGAGAAGGCAUUUAAGGGUUCAUAAACCUUCACAUAUACGACGCCAAUUGACUGCUCAGGAGAGACGUGUAUGCGUUGAAAAACUUAUCCAGAAAACUGGUGGCGUAAAUGAAAAUUUUAGUACCCAACUCGACUCUUCCUAUGUAUCACCGUAUUAUAUCAUCUCUCCAUAUUCCUAUUCUGCCUCUUCCGAUUCUUCGUGCUCCUCCGGUUCUCCUUCUCCUACCUUAUCGCCUGUCAUGGAAAACACUACCUAUCGCUCUAUAAAGCCUAAAGAAGCUCGCCCAUUACGCUUAACAGUGAAAUAUUUGCUGACUAACAAUGCACCAUCAUUACCACCUACGCAUCGCGUGUUGAACCCAAAGCCUCGACCAGCCUGUUUAUCAGUAAAAAGCUUGUUAAAUUAGUACAUAGCCACAAGACACUUAUGAAAAAAAAUCAUACAAAUUCAUUCUUUAGCAAGCAACCAUGGACUCAAAUGAAAUUCUAUCCUUAUAAUGUAUAUGCCGAUUGUAAAUGUCUCUGGUACGUUUUCUCUUAUUAUUACUAUUAUUAUCUAUUCAGCAACAAGGUUGCUCGUUUUUUUUUCCCUUGUCUUACAUACACACACACACACACACAUACGCACACAACAUAUAUAUACAGAGAGACAAAAAAAAAAGAUAAAGGGAGAUACACUCCCAUACGUACAUAUAUGUAUAUAUCACAUAUUCCCCCAGUAUUCCCGUUAUUCUAAACAUAAAAGAAAACUAUAAUUUGUUUUACAAAAAAAAGAAAGAAGAAAAGCAAAUUUAAUCUUUAUAUUUAUGCAACCAGAGCUAUAAUUUAUCGUAUCCUUACGACACUUUAAUUAAGCCAAUGAAAAUUAAGUG